GUGUGUGUGUGUGUGUGUGUGUGUGUGUGUGUUUAGUUAGCUGGCACGAUAUGCUUCCCCAGGGUUGUGUUUCCUUUUUCCUGAGAUUUGGCUAAGGGUAAAGGGUCGGAGUCACAUGGAUUGAAAGCAUUUGAUUGAUGUCCAAGUCACCGCUGUGGCUGGCGGAGCCGCCUCCCCUCGGGCUGGGGCCGCGUGAGGCCAGAGCGUCGGGCCGAGCCGGGCUCCCGCUCUCCCGGGAGUGUCCCGCCCGGUGCCCCGCGCCUCCCGCGCGCGGCGCGCCGCAGCCCGAGCACCCUCCUCCGCCCACGCCCCGGCCGCCUCCUCCUCCUCCUCCUCCGGCCAGCAUGUGAAGCGGCGCGCUCCGGCUCGGACUCGGCGGAGGCUGCAACUUUGCGGGCGGCAGCGGAGGCGUCGGGCGCGGGGCAGCUCGCUCGCUCCCCUCCACACCCCCCACCCCCGGCCCCGCGUCCCUCCGGCCACCAUGAGCGACGAGAGCGCCAGGGACGCGGACAAGCAGCUCCGCCUGCGCGUGUGCGUGCUCAGCGAGCUGCAGAAGACCGAGCGCGACUACGUGGGCACCCUGGAGUUCCUGGUGUCGGGAGUGACUGCUCCAGUGACUGAAGAGGGUGAAGACAUGCUGGGUGCUAAGAAAAGAGGAAAAGGGACGCAGUGCGUCAGAAGAAGCAUCCUGACCCGUACUGCCUUCUUGCACCGAAUGAACCAGUGUGCAGCAGCAAAGCUUGACAAAAAUGUGACGGAGGAAACAGUGAAGAUGUUAUUCUCCAAUAUUGAGGAGAUCCUUGCCGUACACAGAGAAUUCUUGAAAGUUGUGGAAGAAUGCUUGCAUCCCGAACCCAAUGCUCAGCAGGAAGUAGGAACCUGCUUCCUUCACUUUAAAGACAAGUUUCGUAUCUAUGAUGAAUAUUGCAGCAACCACGAAAAGGCACAAAAACUGCUUCUUGAACUGAACAAAAUAAGAACAAUCCGGACGUUUCUUUUGAACUGCAUGCUGCUUGGAGGACGGAAGAACACAGACGUUCCCCUGGAAGGAUACUUAGUGACUCCUAUCCAGAGAAUAUGCAAGUACCCUCUUCUUUUGAAGGAAUUAUUGAAGCGGACCCCACGGAAACACAGUGACUACGCAGCAGUGAUGGAAGCCCUCCAAGCCAUGAAAGCGGUUUGUUCCAACAUUAAUGAGGCUAAGAGACAGAUGGAGAAACUGGAAGUUUUAGAAGAGUGGCAGUCACACAUCGAAGGCUGGGAGGGGUCCAGCAUUACUGACACCUGCACGGAGAUGCUGAUGUGUGGAGUCCUGAUGAAAAUUUCUUCUGGAAAUAUUCAAGAGCGGGUGUUUUUUCUUUUUGAUAAUCUUUUGGUAUACUGCAAAAGAAAACACAGACGGCUGAAGAACAGUAAGGCCUCCACAGACGGACACCGGUACAUCUUUCGAGGUCGGAUCAAUACUGAGGUGAUGGAAGUGGAAAAUGUGGAUGAUGGCACAGCUGACUUUCACAGCAGUGGGCAUAUUGUUCUGAAUGGGUGGAAGAUCCACAACACAGCAAAGAAUAAAUGGUUUGUCUGCAUGGCCAAAAGCCCUGAAGAAAAGCACGAAUGGUUUGAAGCUAUUUUGAAAGAAAGAGAACGCCGGAAAGGUUUGAAAUUAGGAAUGGAACAAGACACCUGGGUAAUGAUCUCUGAGCAGGGUGAGAAACUGUAUAAAAUGAUGUGCAAACAGGGAAAUCUGAUCAAAGACAGAAAAAGGAAACUGACUACAUUCCCUAAAUGCUUCCUGGGAAGUGAGUUUGUGUCAUGGCUGCUGGAAAUUGGAGAGAUUCACAGGCCUGAAGAAGGAGUUCACCUUGGACAAGCCUUGUUAGAUAAUGGGAUCAUCCACCAUGUUACCGAUAAGCAUCAGUUCAAGCCAGAGCAAAUGCUGUACCGAUUCCGCUAUGACGAUGGUACAUUUUACCCGAGGAGUGAGAUGCAAGAUGUGAUCUCAAAGGGUGUAAGACUGUAUUGUCGUCUUCAUAGCCUCUUUACCCCAGUGGUCAGAGAUAAAGAUUACCAUUUAAGAACCUACAAGUCUGUCGUCAUGGCCAACAAAUUGAUAGACUGGUUAAUUGCACAGGGUGAUUGCCGUACCAGGGAAGAGGCAAUGAUAUUCGCUGUCGGACUCUGCGACAAUGGAUUUAUGCACCAUGUCCUUGAAAAGAGUGAAUUCAAAGAUGAGCCUCUACUUUUCCGCUUUUUUGCCGAUGAGGAAAUGGAAGGAUCAAAUAUGAAACACAGGCUUAUGAAACACGACUUGAAGGUUGUGGAGAAUGUCAUAGCUAAGUCGCUGUUGAUUAAAUCCAAUGAAGGCAGCUACGGCUUUGGGCUGGAAGAUAAAAAUAAAGUUCCAAUAAUAAAGUCAGUGGAAAAGGGGUCUAAUGCUGAGAUGGCUGGCAUGGAAGUUGGGAAGAAGAUUUUUGCUAUUAAUGGUGACCUGGUUUUCCUGAGACCUUUCCAUGAAGUCGAUUGCUUCCUCAAAUCAUGCUUAAAUAGCAGAAAGCCGCUGAGAGUCUUAGUGAGCACAAAGCCAAGAGAGACAGUCAAGAUCUCAGAUUCUGCGGAUGGGCUUGGGUUCCAGAUCAGAGGCUUCGGCCCUUCUGUUGUGCAUGCAGUGGGAAGAGGUACCGUGGCUGCAGCAGCUGGCCUUCACCCAGGACAGUGUAUUAUCAAAGUAAAUGGAAUCAAUGUCAGCAAAGAGACACAUGCCAGCGUCAUCGCACACGUGACAGCCUGCCGGAAGUACAAGCGUCCAAUGAAGCAAGAUUCCAUACAGUGGGUUUAUGAUAGCCUUGAGAGUGCUCAGGAAGACCUCCAGAAGUCCCACUCAAAGCCCCCCGGAGACGAGGCGGGGGAUGCUUUUGACUGCAAAGUAGAAGAAGUCAUCGACAAGUUCAGCACCAUGGCCAUCCUGGACGGCAAGAAGGAGCACGUGAGCCUGACAGUGGACAACGUCCACCUGGAGUACGGGGUUGUGUAUGAGUACGACAGCACGGCGGGCACUAAGUGCAACGUUGUCGAGAAGAUGGUGGAGCCCAAAGGGUUCUUCAGCCUCACCGCCAAGAUUCUGGAAGCCCUAGCCAAAAGUGAUGAGUGUUUCGCACAAAACUGCACCAGCCUUAAUUCUUUGAAUGAAGUGAUAGCUGCUGACCUUCAGAAUAAAUUCAGCACCAUGUGCAGUGAAAGGAUUGAACACGUACAUCACAGGAUAUCCAGCUAUAGAAAGUUCUCCCGAGUGCUGAAGAACAGAGCCUGGCCCACCUUUAAGCAGGCCAAACCUAAGAUCUCCCCACUGCACAGCAGUGAUUUCUGCCCGACCAACUGCCAUGUCAAUGUGAUGGAAGUUUCUUACCCUAAAACAUCAACUUCCCUGGGGAGUGCCUUUGGAGUGCAGCUGGAUAGUAGGAAACAUAGUCAUCAUGAUAAAGAAAAUAAACCUGUAGAGCCAGGGAAACUGAACCCCAUGGUAUAUAUUCAACACACAAUCACAACCAUGGCGGCCCCUUCCGGCCUGUCACUGGGACACAAAGAUGGCCAUGGCCUCCGAUACUUGUUGAAAGAAGAAGACUUAAAAACUCAGGACAUCUAUCAGAAGCAUCUGGGCAAGCUCCAGGCUGCAAUGAAGGAGGUGGAGAUAUGUGUUUGUCAAAUAGAUGACCUUCUGUCAUCAAUAACAUAUUCUCCCAAACUGGAGCGCAAGACAGCAGAGUGUGUGACAGCAACAGACAGCGACAAUGAGAAGGGAGAGAGAAAUAGCAAACGUGUCUGUUUCAAUGUAGCAGGAGAUGAGCAAGAAGAUUCGGGUCACGACACAGUCAGCAACAGAGACUCUUACAGCGACUGCAACAGCAACAGGAAUUCCAUUGCCUCCUUCACGAGUAUCUGUAGCAGCCAGUGCAGUUCCUACUUCCACAGUGAUGAGAUGGACUCAGGCGAUGAGCUUCCUGUCAGUGUCCGAAUAUCUCGUGAUAAACAGGAUAAGAUACACACUUGUCUGGAGCAGCUUUUCAGCCAGAUGGAUUCAAUAACCAACCUCUUGAAAGGGCAAGCUGUUGUAAGGGCGUUUGAACAAACCAAGUAUUUCACACCAGGCCGAGGAUUGCAAGAAUUCCAACAGGAAAUGGAGGCCAAGCUCAGCUGCCCCAGGAGGUUGAGGCUUCACCUCAAGCAGGAUCCUUGGAACCUUCCCAGUGGCGUCCGGGCCCUCGCACAGAGCAUCCGAAAAUGUGUUGAAGAGGUGAAGUGUCGGAUCCUGCUGGCCCUCCUUGAAUACUCAGAUAGUGAAACCCAGCUCCGGAGAGACAUGGUUUUCUGCCAGAGUCUCGUGGCGACUGUCUGUGCCUUCUCUGAGCAGCUCAUGGCUGCCCUGAACCAGAUGUUUGACAACAGCAAGGAAAAUGAAAUGGAGACUUGGGAAGCCAGCAGAAGGUGGCUGGACCAGAUUGCGAAUGCAGGUGUUCUUUGUCACUACCAGUCACUUCUCUCACCAAAUCUGAAAGAUGAACAAGCCAUGCUAGAGGAUACGCUGGUUGCUCUGUUUGACCUGGAGAAAGUUUCCUUCUUUUUCAGACCAUCAGAAGAGGAGCCCCUAGUAGCAAAUGUACCUCUUACAUACCAGGUGGAAGGAAGCCGGCAGGCUCUGAAAGUUUACUUCUAUAUUGAUACUUACCAUUUUGAGCAACUGCCCCAACGACUGAAGAAUGGAGGAGGGUUUAAAAUUCAUCCUGUUCUCUUUUCCCAAGCAUUGGAGAGCAUGGAAGGAUAUUUCUAUAGAGACAACAUUUCCGUGGAAGAGUUUCAAGCGCAGAUAAACACAGCCUCCCUGGAAAAGGUCAAACAGUACAAUCAGAAGCUCAGGGCAUUCUACUUGGACAAGUCAAAUACACCGCCAAAUGCCACCUCCAAAGCUGCCUACAUAGAUAAGCUCAUGAGGCCCCUCAAUGCUUUAGAUGAACUUUACCGGCUGGUCACCUCGUUCAUCAGAUCCAAGCGCAUCGCUGCCUGCGUGAACACGCCUUGCAGCGCCUCCGGAGUUGGGCUGCUGUCGGUGUCCUCGGAGCUGUGCGACAGGCUCGGCGCCUGUCACAUCAUCAUGUGCAGCAGUGGCGUGCACCGGUGCACCCUGAGCGUGACGCUGGAGCAGGCCAUCAUUCUAGCCAGGAGCCACGGGCUGCCUCCUCGGUACAUUAUGCAGGCCACUGACGUGAUGAGGAAGCAGGGUGCAAGAGUUCAGAACACAGCUAAGAACUUGGGGGUUAGAGACCGGACUCCUCAGUCAGCUCCGAGACUCUACAAGCUGUGUGAACCCCCACCCCCAGUUGGAGAAGAAUGAACAUUCAAAAGAGCGACCCAGACAGAAGCUUCCAGAAGCUGACCAAGUCAACAUUCUCCACUGAAGAUAAAGAAAUAUGUAUCUAAGAUGUAACCUUUCCCCAUGGUGUAAAUAACUGAUGUUUGGUUUCUCCUUGGAUAUUCAUGUUGGAACCGGCAGUUCAUUCAGACAGUUCAGGCCCACACUAUGUGUAUUAAUUAGCAUUACAGAUUCAUCCUGGGGUAAAAUUCACUGCUCAGAUUUAUAGAAAAAUAGACAGAGGUAAAAGUUUAACUAUUUUGGUCCUUUUCUCAUUCAUUAAUUGUACUGUAUUUGUUUUUUAACUUUCCCAGUGGACACAUGUAAUACUUGAUAGUUUUUCUUGAAGGAGUCUGUCACUAGAAAUGACAGCCACACUCUGGAAACCAUCAUACAGAAAUGUCAAGGACAGUGUAGGUGGGUAGGUUCAGGUGCCUCAUCUCCCUCCUGCACCACAGAGGUGCAUGUGUGGGAGGCAGGAAGUCCACGCCUCCCUUUUUUCCAAGGCUUCGUAGCAGCGAAGAAAGCUGUGGGGUCUUAGUGAGACUUCCUUCACUGUCGUCAAGUUUACUCUCUGCGCGUGAAAACACUCCAGCAGGCAGGUGCUUUUCGUGAUCUCUGCAAUGAGCCAUGAAUACUGGGCAAUGUACCAUUGAUGGUUGCAAGUAGGGAGUUGCCAGGGUUGGAAAAGUGAGAGGAGUGAGCAAGAAAGGAACAAAAAAACAACACCAAACAAACAACAACAAAAACAAAACAAAACAAAACAAAAAAAAAAAACAAGCCUAUUUGAAAAUCCAAACUUUAAUGGAGAAAGAUAAACUCUCGAUUUUAUGAAAUCUUCUGAUAAGAUAUCAGACCCUUAAAAUAAUACACCACCACGGGUAUUUUUUUUAUCAAGGUAUAUGUGUAAGAUGUGAAAAUAGAUGUAUUUGUUGUGCUUCAAUGGGCCAUUAGGAAAGAAUAUUGAUAAUUUAUGGAACCAAGGUAUAGCCUGUAUUGAUUCUAAAUGUCCAAUGUUUAUUACUUCUGUGUUGAUAUACAAACAUUGUAUUUAGCACCGCAAAUAGAUUAAUAUUGGUUUUAAAUAUAUAAUUUUAAAAGAAAUUAAAACAUCCUUACUGUGAUUAUGCUAGAGUCAUGCUUUGUGUAGUGAUAAGGAUAAAUUGCGCCUUCAGGUGAUAUUAUCAUUGUAUAGACGUCAUGGAGUGCACGAGCUAAGAUGGCUAUGGCCUCAUUAGAUGGCAUGACCUAUGGAACCAUCUCCUAUAGGCUGACCAUCACUGACCCAACCCCAGUGUGCAGCACAGGACUCUGUAUGGAUAUAUGCUAAGAACAUGAAUUCCUUACCAUAACUACAGUUUUGGGAGAACAUUAGUCAGUUUGUCUUUAUAAAUCUCAUUAUGACUUUCAGACAACCAUUAAAAGCCAUCUUUACUGCCAGUGAUAUAUUGAAUUUAAAAGUGUGUUACAAAGGUAUGGGAUAUAUGUAUCCUACUAGUUAAGGUAAAAAUUAUUUGGCACAGAGCACUUGAGAUUGUUUUCAGUCAGUCUGUAUGUGAUUAAUCAUAGGGAAAGUAACAUCAGUUUCUAAAGAAAAUCCUUAGUAUUUUGAACUUAAUGACAAUAUGACACAUACUUGCAUAUUUUAUGACAUGCACUCAUAACUUUCAGGAAAUUAACAUUUUUGCUACCAUCAGCACACAAACGUGAUGCUAUGGUAAUUCAGGCUGCCUCUAUGAAAGUCUUGAGAGUGAGGAGAACUAACUGACUGACUGAAUGAUUGAAUGACCGACUGACCGACUGACCGACUGACCGACUGACCGAGUAUACAGACCAUUCAUGCUGCUUUACUGUUCUCCAUUCCCCAUCCUGGCAGGAAGUCACCACAGAGGCAUGGAAGGGCUACAGAGCAUGGGUACAUCUCAUGGAGUGUGUUAUCUGCUUUUGCAGUAUUUAUAAGUUGGUGUAUUUUAAGGAUCCACUCUCUAUAACAGAAUGUAACUUUUUGAUUAAUGUUAUUUUUUGAGUUAAACAUAUUAUCUGUGUACACAGCACUUACUAACUUUAAACAUUUGCUGGUGGUUUAUAGUAACACCAGUGACUGUAAUUCUCAUCAUAAUAAAGUCGUAGCUGACCUGGUUUAGUGUGUACUAAAUGGCACCACUGAUUGCCUAGCCCACAUUUUGCUCUUCCUUCUUCACAUAGCCUCACAGCAGUGAUGAAAGAUGUUUUAUCACCUACACUUCAUAGUUGAGCUGAAGCAGAGACUAAUACAGUAACCUGUGCAAGCUCACUUGGCGAACAUGAGCAUGUGGGAGUCAGAGAUGAACACCCAUCUUUAUGAAUCGCACUGCUUUUCUUUAUUAAUGUGAGAGCCAUUGUAAUAUCAAUGAUUAUUUUCCUACUAAGGCUGGGGCUUUAUGACAUGUGUUGUCAUUUGAUUAUACAAACUAUAUUGCAAAAUCAAGUGGGAACAUGCAAAAUACCUUUCAGCUACAGGGUCUUCUGGGCAUUUCCCAUUCAUAACUGAAGAGGCCACACAUGUAUUGCAAGCCAGGAGUAGGACGACGGUAUACAAAAUUUGACUAUAAUUCCCAAACAGUGGUAACACUUAAUAAUUUCUGAUCAAUGAGCGGUCUUUUUUUUCAAUGCUAUAUUACAUACCUCCUUUUGACAUUGGGAUUUUAGGCCACUCUUGCUUUCAUGCUGCACUCUCCUCUGUAGCCAGUGUUUAUUGACAAGCCACUGAAAAAGCCUGCUUACCAUUCUUCCAACUUCUGUAUGUGGACAUGGGCUACCGUUUACCCCACUAAGAGAGUUCAGAUCUUAUCAUGGGACCUGAAUCGUAACUACUAUCUUACAGGUUCUUCUCAUUGUUUUCUAACAUUACAAAAUUUAAUUUUGUAAAAAAAAAAAAAAAAAAAAACAAAAAAAGUGAAGAUUUGAAGACUGAAAAUACAUGUAUUUCUUAUCUAGAGAGAAAGAUAGAGGAUGAGAACUGUCGUCUAGGUUUCUUUGGCAGGGUAUGUAAUGCUGAGUUUCUCCCGUAAACCAGGAUCCACAUCUGUAGGCUCAUGGGACUUUCUUUCUGGUGUUUUUCAGUUGUCAUCAAUUCCCUGUAUAUUAACUGGCUACUCUUCUUGAAGAACGAUGUCCAAUUAAAAAGGAAGAUAGGUCUUGGAACAUGGCACGGUGGUUGAACACUUGCCCAGCACAUGUGAAGUCAUAUGUUAAACCAUGUUGGCUUUCCUUUAAGCCAAAGGUGGCUCACACCUCUAAUCCCAGUGGUUGGAGGAGACCGAGGCAGUAGGAUUGCCAGAUGUUCAAGGGCAUCCUGUGCUACAUACUGAAUGUGAGGCCAGUCUGAACUACAGUGUGAGACACUGCACACACACACACACACACACACACACACACACACACACACACACUACAGUGCAUGCUGCGUGGAAAUGGCACUAUUUCUGGCUCUAUUGAUUUUAACUCUGAAUUGUUCAAUUCUGAAUGAAAUGAAGUUGACCCUGUGCUAACUUUAACAGUGUAGAGAUCAAUGAGAAACAAAUCCAAGAGCAGGCAUUAGCUAACUUAAGCAAACAAUGUCCUGUCCUGAGCACAUAGACUUUAUAGGCAAGGUAUGUAUCUACUUUUUGGAAGCUUUGGGUUGAGAAUAGAUUUUUCCAUGGAUUUAUAGCAAGUGCAAGUCUAUCUCAAACUGUCAAGUAUUCUUACCCAAAUCUAAGCAGCCAUAGUCGUACGUUAAACGAAUCACCACACCUUAACAGGUGUUUUCUCAUCCUUUUGAGUUUUUAUAAAAUCAGAAUAUUAGAAAUUCAAAGGGAUAACAUUGCUUUUUAACUCCUUUGUCCUUUUAAAUUUUUUUGAAAAUGAUUCUUGACUUUCUACACUGGUGAUAUUACAGUCAAACUACUGAAGCUUAAUGUCUGGCUGCCCUGCUCCUGAGUUUUAGGAAACUUUAACUUUUAAAGUCUUCUUUCUAUGCGAUUUUUUCCUCUGUCACACUGUAGUUUAAUGAUUCUUCCUUAGCCAUUUAUAAUUUCAUUAACACACAUACGUUCCAGUUACGUAAAACAUCAUGCUUUUGUGGGUCUGGAGUUUUGGGGAGCACCUGAUGAAAAAUCUAUACUCUGAAGAAGAGGUGGGGAAAAUGUAAGUGGUAUUUUUACCAAGAAUGGCCUCUGCAUAGCAAUUUUACAAAAUGGCCGCCAUUUUACUAGGUGCUGCAUUUCCAUGCUGGGCGUAGUAGUUACAGAAUCACUCAGUACCUUAAUGAUCUGCUCUCAUCAAUGUUGUCAGCAUUCAUGUUGCGGAGCACCCCCUGGCCUGUGUGUGAAUCUCUUAGUUGUGACCUAGUGGGAAGUCAGCCUCACUCAGAACAGUUUAUUCUCUCACUGGGAGAGAUAACUAAGUCUGCUAAAUGAUAUACAGAUACGUGUAUGUGUGUGUCCUUACAUAUCAUAUCAACUACUUUUUAUUUUUGUCAAAAUUAAUUAUAAAAAUUAGAUUUCAGUGUCUUAGUUGCAUGAAAAUAUGAAACAGAGUUUAUGAUGGAUGCUACGAUGUCUGCUGUAGACAUCAGUACUAAUUAGUACUGUAGUUGUGCCUGGUUGGGUGUCUUUGGCUCUCUGAUGUUCAUUUGCUAUUUGUAUGAGUCAACUUUUUUGUUUUCUGUCGUCACUGUGACAACUUAGCUGAGAUAAUUGGCUUACAAAGAGAAAAGUUUUUUUGGGGGGGUUGUUUGUUUGUUUGUUUUUGUUUUUUUGGCUUAUAGUAGUGGAGGUUCUAGUCCACAAUCAAUUGAACCCCAACAGGAGAGGAUAGAACAACUACUUUGCUCAGCAUCCACAUCUCAAAGAUGAGUAAAAGACUUUGGACCCACAGUCUUUCAAAUGCAGCCUUCCACAGACACAGGAACCCCCUAUGGGCCUUCCCCUAGACAUUUCACCGUCUCCCAAGAGCACCAUGCUGGGGAUUGUGUCCUUAGCACAGGGACAUUUGAGUGAUACAUCAGGCUCCAGACUGCAUCACUAUCCAGUCAAACCGAAAUCUACUUACCUGAAAUUUUAAAUGAUAGUUACUAGAAAUACUGGUAAUACCAGAAAUAACAUAGAUUGGGUAGUUAAUUUUAGGUGCAGACAAUGAUAACUAUUAUCCACUCAUAUAGUCAUUCAAUAGAUGUUUUAAAAAUCAUUUAAAAAGCCCCAACCAGAGUUGAGUGUAUUGGAUGUAUUUAAUUUUUUAAAAAAAUCUUCAUAGGAUCUCUGUAUCCCUAUGUAUACAAAGGUCACUUGUAUCUUUUACAUAAAAAUUAUAUUAUUCAUAAGAUAAAUCUAUUCUAAUGCCAUAUGUGUAUUAUAUACUAUAUAGUCAAGAAUAUUAAGUUGUUGAAAUAUUUAGAAAGCAUACAUUUGAAUUUAAAUAUCUAAUGUCUCAAGCAAAUAUAUUAGUUUCAGAAGAAUAUAUAUUUUUGUAACUGCAAGACUAUUAGCAGCCCAUAGCCUUUGCUUAAAAAUAUUUUUGUAAGCAUUCACUUACACAGUACUCAUUUUAAUAGUAAAAUAUCACACUGAUUCUCUAAAAGUAACUGUUUUGACUGUGUAUUUAAUAUUAUAUAACAUCCAAAAUUCAAUGACAAAAUUUAUCUAAAUGUAUUAUUAGCUUUUUUUUUUCUUUUGUAAAAUACCCAUGUAACAUAGUCUCAAUCAUUACAUAUUUUGUGUAUGGUUAAAUUUGUUAAAGUUCAUUAUAUAUUUUAUAUCAUUUAUUUUUGCCCACAUAAAAGAUUGGUAUAAUAAUGUUGUAUGACGAGUGUCAAAAAAUAAUAAAGUGAAUUAUAGUAUGCGCUUAAA
This is a messenger RNA of Meriones unguiculatus (Mongolian gerbil), 11265 nucleotides long. RefSeq names its product phosphatidylinositol-3,4,5-trisphosphate dependent Rac exchange factor 2 (gene Prex2). The record is from RefSeq and is a predicted model, not a curated record. Gene Ontology annotation, molecular function: protein binding; guanyl-nucleotide exchange factor activity. Gene Ontology annotation, biological process: intracellular signal transduction. Lineage: Eukaryota; Metazoa; Chordata; Mammalia; Rodentia; Muridae. Bases 482 to 5380 code for a protein of 1632 amino acids. The transcript has 41 exons.